Messenger RNA from Myotis brandtii (Brandt's bat), 2432 nucleotides. RefSeq names its product transketolase-like 1 (gene TKTL1). Bases 1 to 1791 code for a protein of 596 amino acids. Gene Ontology annotation, molecular function: thiamine pyrophosphate binding; transketolase activity. The record is from RefSeq and is a predicted model, not a curated record. The transcript is spliced from 13 exons. Lineage: Eukaryota; Metazoa; Chordata; Mammalia; Chiroptera; Vespertilionidae.
AUGGCUGAGGCUGAGGUGAACGUUCCCGUGCCGGAGGAAGACAAACCUGAUGCGGAUACUGUGCAGGUGCUUCGGGACCUGGCCAAUCGCCUGCGCAUCCAUUCCAUCAGGACCACGUGUGCCUUGAGCACCGGCCACCCCACAUCAUGCAGCAGUGCUGCUGAAAUCAUGUCUGUGCUGUUCUUCUACAUCAUGAAAUAUAAACAGGAGGACCCAGAGAACCCGAACAAUGAUCGCUUCAUCCUUUGCAAGCGACUGGCAUUUGUUGAUGUGGCAAUCGGAUGGUACGGACCAGGACUGGGGACUGCGUGUGGGAUGGCAUAUACUGGCAAGUACUUUGACAAUGCCAGCUACCGGGUGUUCUGCCUUUUGGGAGAUGGUGAGUCUUGGGAAGGCUCCGUUUGGGAGGCAUUGGCCUUCGGGUCUCACUACAAUCUGGAUAAUCUCAUGGCCAUCUUCGACGUCAACCGCCUGGGCCACAGUGGCGUCUUGCCCAUUGAGAACUGCAUAGAGAUCUAUCAGAAGCGCUGUGAAGCCUUCGGGUGGAACACUUACGUGGUGGAUGGCCGUGACGUGGAGGCGCUUUGCGACGUGUUCUGGCAAGCAGCUCAAGUGAAGAACAAGCCCACUGCUAUCAUUGCCAAGACCUUCAAGGGCCGUGGCAUUCCAAGCGUUGAGGAUACAGAAAAUUGGCAUGGAAAGCCAAUGCCAACAGAAAGAGCAGAUGCAAUUAUCAAACUAAUUGAGAGCCAAAUAGAGACCAACAGACAGCUCACACCAAAAUUCCCUGUUGAAGACUCGCCUUAUGUCAACACCACCAAUGUAGAGAUGACCUCUCUGCCUGUUUACGAAGUCGGUGACAAGGUAGCUACUCGCAAAGCAUGUGGUUUGGCUCUGGCUAAGCUGGGCCAUGCCAAUGAUAGAGUCAUUGUGCUGGACGGUGACACCAAGAACUCCACCUUCUCUGAGAUAUUCAAGAAAGAGCACCCUGAGCGCUUCAUUGAGUGUUUUAUUGCCGAGCAAAACAUGGUGAACGUGGCGCUGGGAUGCGCUAUUCGUGGUCGGACCAUUGCUUUUGUUAGCACCUUCGCUGCCUUUUUGGCCCGAGCAUUUGAGCAGAUCCGUAUUGGAACCAUCAUUGAAUCCAACAUCAACCUUAUUGGGUCCCACUCUGGGGUAUCCAUUGGUGAAGAUGGCCCCUCCCAGAUGGCCCUGGAGGAUUUGGCCAUGUUCCGAGCGGUUCCCAACUGCACCGUUUUCUAUCCAAGUGAUGCUGUCUCCACAGAGUAUGCUGUGUUCCUGGCGGCCAAUACCCAGGGGCUAUGCUACAUUCGGACCAGUCGACCUGAAACUGAUGUUAUUUACUCUCCAACAGAAAUUUUUGAGAUUGGAAAGGCCAAGGUCAUUCGCCAGAGUGUCGAUGACAAGGUCACAGUUAUUGGAGCUGGAGUUACUCUGCAUGAAAUUUUAGUGGCUGCGGAUGAACUUUCCAAACAAGGUACUCCUAUCCGCGUCAUUGACCUGUUUACCAUUAAACCCCUGGAUGCUGACACCAUCAUCGCCCAUGCAAAAUGCACAGGUGGCCGAAUUAUUACCGUGGAGGAUCACCACCUAGAAGGUGGCAUCGGGGAGGCUGUGUGUGCAGCUGUUUCCAUGGAGCCCGACAUCCUGGUGCACAGCCUGGCAGUGCAAGGAGUUCCUCGGAGUGGAAAACCGAGUGAACUACUGGAUAUGUUUGGAAUUAGUGCCAGACACAUUAUAGUGUCUGUGAAAUGUAUGCUAACAAACUAAAAUAGCUGGUGACAUCUCUACAUUCAUACUUGUUGACAAACCAGCAUUUAAAUCUAUACUGUUUCUUCUUUCUUGUUAAAACAAAUUAACUACCUUCCAGUUAAGCCAUAACUACGUAUACAAGUUUUACUCACAUGUUUAAGCAAUUAAAAUGGGUUUUAAGAUUUUAAGUGAUAGAAUGGCUUUCAAAACAACCACUUAAUAGGAAGUUUUAUGAUGAAACUAACCGAUAUCUGGUCUGGGGAUCAACCUUAAGUAAUAGUAUCUUAAAUGUGUGUGUGUUUUUCUCAUAAGUAAAGAAAAUGUGAACUGUAGACUGUAACCGCCUGGGUUGUGCAGCACCACGCUGCACACUGCUGUCCCAGGCGGAGAAUGUAUGUGCUGCCAUCCUACCUGCAGCUUCCUGGGUACUGUGUGACUGCAGAGGCUCUGGAAUUUCAUCUCCCCUGUUACGGUGCGUGAGGCAGUAGUGAAAGCUCUUAGACUGUCCUUUGCUGCUUGAGGUGACUCGUCUAUGAAGAAAGAAUACAACUAGUUCUAGUAUACACACUGCACUCUUGUGAGGUCUCAAAUGUCUCAUUUGCCCAGUUACCAGACCAAACUGUUAACUCUUUUCUAUUCAUUUACUUGUUAAAAGUUAA